AUUUUGUCCUCAAGUUAUUGUACUCCAUCUUCUAUGAAUGGUUGAUCAAUGCAUAAUCAUGUUUUGUUAUUUUCAUAACUCAUUGUGUCUUCCUUGCUACUUUGCUAUUAUAGAUUAAAUAAACUGAAGAUAAUGAUGCUAAUUAAUGAAAGCCACCUUGAAGAAUUUAUCCUAUUAGGUUCUGCUGAUCAUCCUUGGCUGGAGCUUCCUCUCUUUGUUCUUCUUCUGAUAACAUACCCUAUGGCCAUGAUGUGAAACAUCGUCAUCAUUCUGGUGUCCAAGUUAGACCCUGGGCUCCACAGACCCAUGUAUUUCUUCAUCACCAACCUCUCCUUUUUGGACAUGUGUUAUACCACAAACAUUGUCCCUCAGAUGCUUGUUAACCUGGGAAGCUCUAAAAAGAUAAUCAGCUACAUGGGCUGUGCAGUUCAGCUCUAUUUCUUCCACAUAAUGGGUAGCACAGAAUGUCUGCUCUUGGCUUUUAUGUCCUUGGAUCGCUAUGUGGUCAUCUGCAGGCCUCUCCACUAUGCCCUCAUCAUGAAUCAGCAAAUCGGCAUCCUACUAGUAUCCACUGUGUGGCUGAGUGGAAUGACUUAUGCUGUCUCAGAGGUCACUGUUACAUUACAGUUGCCACUCUGUGGUCUCAACAAACUGGAUCACUUGUGUGAGAUUCCUGUUCUGGUAAAGACUGCCUGUGGUGAAAAGAAAGCGCAUGAGCUCAUGCUCUUUGUGGUAUGUACUUUCAUGUUAACUGUUCCAUUCUGCUUAAUUCCUGCUUCUUAUGCUUGUAUUGGACAUGCUGUGUUAAAGAUUAAGUCUUCUGAGGGAAGGAAAAAGGGCAUUGGGACAUGUUCUUCCCACCUCAUAGUAGUUUUAUUAUUUUAUGGCCCAGGCACCAGCAUGUACCUUCAGCCUCCUUCGUCCAUCACAAGGGACCAACCCAAGUUCAUGGCUCUCCUCUGUGGAGUGGUGACUCCUACACUCAACCCCUUCAUCUACACCCUUAGAGAUAAGGAUAUGAAAGGGACGUUAGGUUAUCUGGUGAGGAGGAUUUUCAGUUCCAAGUGA
Trichechus manatus latirostris (Florida manatee) is the source of this 1068-nucleotide messenger RNA. RefSeq names its product olfactory receptor 2B11-like. Lineage: Eukaryota; Metazoa; Chordata; Mammalia; Sirenia; Trichechidae. The transcript has a single exon. Gene Ontology annotation, cellular component: plasma membrane. The record is from RefSeq and is a predicted model, not a curated record. Gene Ontology annotation, molecular function: G protein-coupled receptor activity; olfactory receptor activity. Gene Ontology annotation, biological process: G protein-coupled receptor signaling pathway; detection of chemical stimulus involved in sensory perception of smell.